This is a messenger RNA of Actinia tenebrosa (Australian red waratah sea anemone), 2782 nucleotides long. Its product is annotated as kelch-like protein 3. Lineage: Eukaryota; Metazoa; Cnidaria; Anthozoa; Actiniaria; Actiniidae. The record is from RefSeq and is a predicted model, not a curated record.
UCCAUUCAUUGACACAUCCUCGUCAUGGCGGAUAGAUGUCGCUUUAUUUCUUCGUUUCGUCGUUCCAGUGUUUUACCUAUCGAUUCCUUAUUACAUUUCUAAACAUGGAAAAACCUUCGACGAAGCCUAGAAGUUCUAAUUCACGCGAACACUGUAGCAAUAUCUUGAAUACUCUAAACAGUCAACGACAUGAGACAGUUUUAUGUGACGUGACCCUGGUUGUAAAAGAUACCAGUUACCCUGCUCAUAGGUGUAUUCUAGCAGCGAAUAGUCCUUAUUUUCACAAGCUUUUCACCAGCGACAUGGCAGAAAAAGCCCAAGAAAUCAUCCGAGUUGAACUUGAACAGCUCCAGAUAAAUCGUUCAGUUAUGGAUGACUUGUUGUAUUACUUCUACACGGGCAAUUUAAAUAUCUACACCACAACCGCUCAAGAUUUACUAGUAGUUGGGGACUAUUUUUUGAUAACGGACCUAAAAAACGCGGCUUCUAAAUUCAUGGAAAGUAUGCUUUCAGAAGAGAACUGUCUUCUUGCUAAAGCUCUGGCAGAGAGAUAUAAUUCAGAACAGCUUUACAAAGCAGCUAAAUUAUUCAUUGAAGAGAACUUUUCUGUCGUGUGUCAGACGUCUGAGUUUCAAGAGUUGCCAUUUUCCCAGUUGCAAGAAUUGCUAUCGAAUGAUGAUUUAGUUCUGAACGAAGAGAAAGAAGUGCUUGAUGCCAUUUUUGCUUGGGUGAAUUAUUCUCCUAAAGACAGAAAAAAAUAUUUCGACCAAUUAUUUUCUCAAGUUCGUCUGGUAUCUUUUCCCAGUGAACUCUUGGAUAAACUGUUAUUGAAUGAAUUCAUACAAAAUAAUGAUGUGUGCUCCAAUCUCAUCAAUCAACUGAUUGAAGCCCGGUCAAGUUCUCUAGUAGAAGAGAAAGGGAUCCCAGACGCUAGAAAAUGUCUCCAGCCACCGUUGGAGGUGGUAUUAACGUGUGGUGGCAUGUCACUUCAUUAUCCAAACCACUCGCCUUUGACUCGGUGUUAUGUGCCUGAGACGAACAAAUGGUAUGACAUGAAAGCAAUGGCAUCGAAAAGAAACUGGCAUGGAUGUACUACAUACGGGGACUGUCUGUACGCGGUGGGAGGUGAAGUUGACGGGACUGUGACUGCAUCUUGUCAAAAGUUCGACUUCGUGAAGAAUUCUUGGGAAAGCAUCGCGCCAUUACUACGACCGACUAUCUUCCCGGCUGUGGUGGAAAUGAAUGGAAAGUUGUACGUCAUUGGAGGAGUCCGAAACAAUCGCGCGCGUUUACAGAUUUACAAUCCUGUAGCUGAUACAUGGACAUACGGGACUUGUCUGAGCGUUGCUAGGGAGAUCACGUGUGCUGUUGCUAAGCCGCCAUACUUAUACGCCAUUGGAGGGCUCCAGAGUGACUUAGGGACUUAUAUGAAUUCAGUAGAGAAGUAUCAUCCUGAUUUUGACUGUUGGAUAUCUGUGAGGGAAAUGAUUCAAUCAAGGGCUGGUGCGACUGGAGUGACGUUAAAUAACUGUAUCUACGUUGUAGGAGGUGAACACGACUUGCGAAUGGCACACUCUAGCUGUGAACAGUACUUUAUUGCGUACGACGAAUGGCAAAUGAUUGCUAGUAUGCGUGUCCCAAGGUACUUUGCGGGGGCCACUGUCAUAGGUCAAGGAUUCUACGUGUUCGGUGGUGUCGGAGGAACGAACGUUGACUUGUCUGACAAGCUAGUAAUCGAGUACUAUGACGCUAAGACGGAUCGUUGGAAGAGUGAUAUGGAGAUGCCGUGGAGUGAGAGGUACUUUAGAUGUGGCAUGAUAUGGGCGCGCAAACAUCUCUUACGAGGUUUGAGCGUAUUAGAGAAAGCGGACUAGAGGAUACAGUAUGUGAGUGUGAAGGGAAGGGGCGAGACUUUAUGGAAAGAGGAAGGUGAAGUGAAAAGAUUAUAUUAUAGAUUAUUAGAAUAGGAUGUUUGCAUCAUGGCGUCUAUCAUGCACUACCAUGCAACUGAAAUGCUUCGUUUAUUUAUUUUCUUCUUUAAGUUUGUAUUCCCUUUUGAAAACAGUAAGACCAUGGACAGAAGAAAGUGUGCAAGGGAUUCUGAUUGUGAUAGUAAAUGACGCCAUAUAAAAGUAUAAUAUUGGUGCUAAUUAACUGAAGAAAAUUGGAAAUCAACUCCUAAAUUCCAAUUCGAUGAGAGACGAGGGCCACAGUUUUGUUAUUCAUUGACUAGGCUAUUAAGUGCUACUCUUAUUUUUAAGAACAAGGACGGUUUUCAAAGUGUGCAAGAGAGUGUGGUAGUCGUAGGUAAUGACGUUUGAAUGCAAAUGGCAUAUUAGAGAUAAAAGUCUCCAGAAUGUAUUGGCAAACCGCGACUACAACUGGAGGACAUUUAUGCUGAGCAACAUAAGAAAGAAAGGAAAUUAAAGAAAAUCGAAGAUAAGAAAACGUGAGAGAAGCAAAGAAAACGAAAGGAAGGAAAGAAAAGCGGAGAGAAAAAAGCUUUCAUAAACACAAAAGAAAAAAGCUCAGUUGUGAAUGCGAAAAAAGGAAAUAGUGAGUCGAUGUUGGAACAAGCGAACGAAUUAUGAAAUGAAUGACAAACAAAAAGAACAAACUUAAGAGAAUGCAAAAUGAUCUAUGUGCUCCUAAAAUGCCAGUGCUGAUAAAAUGUUAAAAGUGCAUGUAAUAAAUGGUGAGAUCUAGAAAAGUACAUGCUUGAUUCUGCAAUUUAAAACCGGCCACACAACAAGAAUAAACCCCCAUUUUUGUUUUUAUUGUA